Molecule: messenger RNA, 2970 nt
Organism: Pimephales promelas (fathead minnow)
Lineage: Eukaryota; Metazoa; Chordata; Actinopteri; Cypriniformes; Leuciscidae
Gene: khdrbs2
Product: KH domain containing, RNA binding, signal transduction associated 2
Biological process (GO): regulation of alternative mRNA splicing, via spliceosome
Cellular component (GO): nucleus
Molecular function (GO): mRNA binding; poly(A) binding
Source: RefSeq, a predicted model, not a curated record
UGAGGUGGGAGGUUUUAUAUGAGAGACUCGAGGAGAUGGGUACACUGCAUUGAUAUCUUCCACGUUGUGCGCGAAAACCACACGAUCCCUCCCCGAUAUUACGCAGUCUAUUUAAACGCAACCACCACACGCCCAUUCCAUCACUCACCUCUGUGCUCGUCUCACCUGCACUCGCGGUGUUCAGGAGAGGAAUCCAGUGAUGGAUCAAGACAAGUACCUGCCAGAGCUCAUUGCCGAGAAGGAGGGCUUGGACACGUCGUUCGUGCACGCGAUGCGCCUUCUCGCGGAAGAGAUUGAAAAGUUCGAAGGAGACGAGUUGAGGAAAGAUGGUGAGGUGAAGAAAUACUUGGAUAUCAUCAGCAACAAAAACAUCAAGCUAUCGGAGCGCGUCCUGAUCCCGGUGCAGCAGUAUCCUAAGUUUAAUUUUGUUGGGAAACUGCUGGGGCCCAGGGGCAAUUCCAUGAAAAGAUUACAAGAGGAAACGGGAGCAAAGAUGUCCAUCCUCGGCAAGGGUUCAAUGAGGGAUAAAGGCAAGGAGGAAGAGCUGAGAAAAAGUGGCGAGGCAAAAUACGGCCAUUUGAGCAACGAUCUUCAUGUUUUAAUUGAAGUUUUCGCACCACCUGGAGAAGCCUAUUCCCGCAUGAGCCAUGCCCUGGAGGAGAUUAAGAAAUUCCUUGUUCCAGAUUACAAUGAUGAGAUCAGGCAGGAGCAGCUUCGUGAGCUCUCCUAUUUAAAUGGUUCAGAUGACCCAAGCCGAGGAAGAACCACGCGAGGACGUGGCUUACGUCUAACCUCCACAGCCUCCACCCGAGGUCGAGGAGGGGCCGCUGCACCCACUCCUCCUGGACGAGGAGCAGCAGCACCCAGAGGAACUGUGAGCACGCGCUCCUCCGUCACCACACCAACACUAGCCAGAGGAGUAUCUGCACUCCGGACCAGAGGAACUACAGGGACUCCUGGAUACAGAGCAUCUGUACUACAGGCCACACACAAAUCAUAUGAUGACUACGGAUAUGAUGAUGGUUAUGACGGGGAAUAUGAUGACGAGAGCUAUGAGGGCUAUGAUGACAACUACAGCAACCAGUCGAAAAGUGUCUCAGAAUACUAUGAAUAUGGACACGGCAAUAAUGGUGAAACCUAUAAUAAUUAUGCUGAAGAGGACUGGACAUCAUCCCGGCCCAACCUCAAAGCUCCAGCAUCAAGACUUAAUCGAGGGGGCUACAGAGAUCACCCCUAUGGUAGAUAUUAAAGGUGCUCCAGAUCAUGUGACCUCCAUACAAUGCAAACCGCAUUUACUAUAGGCUUAAAUAAUAUAAAAAGGGAUUUUUAAGUGACAGGUCAACCAUGUUUUUAAACUCAUUCUUACCUUGGGUGGAGGGAUGGGAGAUACAUGGUCCCUUCUUUUCUUAUCUGAAACUGUUGACUUGUUUGUAAAAUACAUAUGUAAAAUACCAGAAUUUGGCAGUGUACUUUUGUCAUUGAAUGCUCCUUCCUUUAGUUUUCCAUUGUUUGUCCCCAAAAUGUAAAGCAUGGAAUUAGCUACACAUUGUGCUUCCCGGAUUUUGGGAAUCUUAAGGAGAAAGUGUAUCGGCACAGUGAAAAGACUCAUUUUGUACAUAACAUCUUUCUUAAUACUUGAUUUGAUGAUGGUAAAUACUGAGUUUGUAUAUUUAAUUUUGAUAUCAGUAUUGGGUUUGAAAGCAAUUGGCUAUGUAUGUAGCCACAUCCAAGUGCUUUGCUUUGUGUGUAGCUUGUAUUUGUACAUAAACAUGUAAUAAAAAGGAUGUAAAGCGCAUUGUGCAAGCUUCUCUAAAUAGGUGAUUAUAAUUGUUAAACUUGUGUUGCUAUAAUUUGUUAAUAAGGAUGAGAUCAUUUUUUGUAAAAUUAGAUUAGGUACGUACUUGUUUCUAGUACUAAAUGCCUGUUUGACCUGAAAUGGCUAAUAUGUUGUUUUUAUAUUUAACCAAGAAAGCCACAAAAAGGAACCGUAGAGACGUUGUCAAGUCAUUUUGUGUAAUAAUAGAUAAGCUACAUUAAUAGAAUUAAACUUUGUUAAAUAAUUUUUAACAUUAGCUCUAAACUGUUUAUUGACUCUUGAUUAGUCAUUUAAAUGUUUAACAUGUUAAUGGAAAUCAACUGUUUAGAUCAAUAAAUUGAAUCUUUUUUAACACACUCUUUAAGCUUCAGCUUAUUAAACAAUAAGUCGGACUGACUUGUCUGCACUAACGUCACUCUGAGAAUGAUUUGGAGAUUCAGGAGGUAAGAACGUCCCCAUAUUCCAAUAAGAUGUUCUAAGUGCCUUCAGCCUUUGGUGUUAACCACUGUAGCAACACUCAUAUUUAAUCACUCACUGGAGUGAAUGGGAUCCAGUUAAAUUGCUUUAUCUCUGCUACCUACAGUAUAUUUUCUUCUGCUAUUUAUGUUAAGGAACAUCAUUUUUGUUGUAAUACCAAUGCAUUUAAAUAUCAGCACCAUUGAAGGCCCCAUAGAGACCUAAACUCUUUUUUGUGACUAUUAGAACUGAAUGCUGACUCAUAUUAAGACUUCGAAAGGAUGACUAAACGUUAAGCAGGUACCAGUCUCUCUGUGAGCUGAGAAGCACUGGAUUGAAUCAGACUAGGCACUUUGUAGUCAGUAUAUGGAGCAUGUUGAUAAAACCAAUCAGUGAGAAGUGAGAGGGCUUCGUCUCAUUUGGCUGAGGAAGUGCUUAUAAACAGUCUGUGUGCAGAUGCUGUAUGCCCGUGUUUCUAUGGAUCCCAGAGCCCUUCAAUAGAGCUGAUCUCGACAGAACAUCACUGCAGGGCACAGAUGACCACUGCGUAUCCAUCUUGUCUAAAUGAAAGCUGAAUCUUAUGAUGCUGACUUCACUCCUGGAUUGGUUCAUUCAGACCACCGUAGAAGGUCCAAGAAGACACAUUUCUUAAGCUGCAUCACAUCUAAAAAUCCAGGUUGAAUUCUUCAGAGAUAUGG